Messenger RNA from Ixodes scapularis (black-legged tick), 1151 nucleotides. RefSeq names its product phospholipid-transporting ATPase ABCA3. The coding region runs from base 3 to 1151 and encodes 382 amino acids. The record is from RefSeq and is a predicted model, not a curated record. Gene Ontology annotation, molecular function: ATP binding; ATP hydrolysis activity; ABC-type transporter activity. Gene Ontology annotation, cellular component: intracellular membrane-bounded organelle; membrane. Gene Ontology annotation, biological process: lipid transport; transmembrane transport. The transcript is spliced from 4 exons. NCBI's taxonomy places the organism in Eukaryota, Metazoa, Arthropoda, Arachnida, Ixodida, Ixodidae.
UUAUGACGGGGGCGAUCGUGUCCUUGGGGUUCCUGUGCCGCUGGUUCCCCACGUACUCCUUCUCGCGAGGCAUCGUGAAGCUGGUCCUGCUGGCCAGGUACAACGCCGUCUGCACCACGGGCGGGGAACUGCUCAAGGCUGCCUGCAGUGACGGCGCCCUCUCCACCGACGACAGGAUCAUGCCCUGCUGCGAAGCCUUGCAGAAGAACGGCAGCGCAGAACUGCUCCAGCCGCUAGGGCCCGGCUACGAGACCGGCUUCUUCGAGGCAAUCACGCUGGUCGCCGAGGGCUUUUUCUACCUGGGAGUCUUGUUCCUGACCGACUCUCAGCUCCUGCACGGUAUGCUCUGGCACCUGAACCGGAAACUGCUGGGGACCAGUGACGACGACAACGACGGGGACCGAGGGCCGCGCCUGGUGGUGGCGUCCAUGGACCCGGAGGUGGAGAGGGAGCAGAAGCAGGUCGAGAAGAUCUUUAAGCUCAGGGAGUUCAAGGACGUCAUCAUGGUUGUGAGGGGCCUGACCAAGUCGUUUGGAUGCAUGGGCAAGAAAGGCCUCGAGAAGACCAGCUUCCUCCUGCGAACAAACGAGUGCCUGGGCAUGGCGGGCCUGAACGGUUCUGGCAAGAGCGUCCUGAUGAAGCUCCUGGCGGGCGACCUGACGGCCACGGGGGGCAACGCGUACAUGGCCGGACUCACGCUCAGCGGGGACCUUCGCCGUUGGCAGAUGGCCAUCGGCUACUCGUGUGACGGCCGCCUCGGGCUCGUACCCGUGCUCACCGGGGCCGAGAUGCUCGACCUGGUGGCCAGGCUUCGGGGCAUCUCUCCGGUCGCCAACCGCCGACUCGUCGUCUCCAGCACGCUCCUGCUGCUCAGCCCGCUUCAGGGGGACAAGCUUUGUGGCGACUACACGCUGUCCCAUUGCGAGGAGCUGUGCGACCGGGCCAUCGUCCUGGAAGACUGCAAGAUCGAGACUAUGGGGGACUACGACCAGAUGAACCACAAGUUCGGUCGUUGCUACAUGAUCAAGAUGAGGCUGCCCGCCGACCGUCGGGCCGACAGGGGCCUCCAGCGGCAGCUCAUCGAGCUCAUGCAGGAAGAGUUUCACCAGUGCGCGCCUUGCUACAGUUACAAGGUACCCGUUCCUCCCUAA